AAGAGAUGUGUAUAUUUAAUAUUUCAUUCUCAAAUGCUGAACCAGAGAUGCUGGUUGUUAUGUUCAUGGAUGGUAACAGUUCGGACACAAUCAAGGAGACAUUUCGAAUCUAAUAAACAUUUAAAAAUGUGGUUACAUUGCUCUUUAACACAAGCUCCACUCUGCGCCACGCUGAACCUGGUACUGAGGAUUGAGAUCAACAUGAGCCUCGUUUCAUAGCCGUCUCUGAGGAAUUCCAAUUACGUUACGCUCAUAUUAGAAGGCUUUUGCUGUGAUUAGACGGCUUAAGGGUCUGUUGCAAACAUCCGAUUUCUUCACAUUAGCAGCGAGGCACAGGCUGGUGGCCUGUGGAGUGAGUUUAGGGUCAUGGUGAGUGUGACUUCGGUCCUGAAGGAGGUGAUCUUGUUCGUUGCCGAGCUCAUCAGCUCCGUCACAGACUGGUUCCAGUCUGAACCAGGAUGGGCCAAACUAGAAGUGCUGGAGGAAACAGAGCUGAAGACCACUGGAGGGGUCCACGAGCGACACACUGCCAAAACUCUGUGGGACAAGACCGGAGCUGUGGUCAUGGUUGUACGACGCCCUGGAUGUCUAUUGUGCAGAGAGGAGGCCGCUGAGCUGUCCUCUCUGAAGGACCAGCUGCAGGAUCUUGAAGUCCCUCUGUUCGCCGUGGUAAAGGAAAACCUCGGCAAGGAGCUGGACUGCUUCAAGAAGUACUUCUCUGGGAAGGUCUACGUGGAUCAGACGAGAAAUUUCUACGGCCCUAAAGAGAGGUGGAUGUUUCUCUCCAUGUUCCUGCGUAUUGGGGUGUGGAGGAACAUCUGGCGAGCAUACAGGAGGGGCUUCAGGGGAAACCUAAGAGGUGAUGGGCUGGUUUUGGGUGGAGUCUUCGUCAUCGGGCCUGGAGAUCAGGGUAUUCUACUGGAGCACCGCGAGAAGGAGUUUGGGGAUAAAGUGAAUAUGCUGGCGGUACUCAGAACAGCCCGCAAAAUGCAAGACCACGUGGCCAGAUAAAAUGAAUGUGAAUUGAUGGAAAUUUGGAGAGCCAUUACAUAAUAAAUGUUGCAGCAUGCUUCAAUUUG
Gasterosteus aculeatus aculeatus (three-spined stickleback) is the source of this 1079-nucleotide messenger RNA. Lineage: Eukaryota; Metazoa; Chordata; Actinopteri; Perciformes; Gasterosteidae. The record is from RefSeq and is a predicted model, not a curated record.